Pochonia chlamydosporia 170 is the source of this 1278-nucleotide messenger RNA. Its product is annotated as zinc finger protein. Gene Ontology annotation, biological process: positive regulation of transcription by RNA polymerase II; negative regulation of transcription by RNA polymerase II. Bases 1 to 1278 code for a protein of 425 amino acids. The record is from RefSeq and is a predicted model, not a curated record. Gene Ontology annotation, molecular function: DNA-binding transcription factor activity, RNA polymerase II-specific; zinc ion binding; RNA polymerase II cis-regulatory region sequence-specific DNA binding. The transcript is spliced from 4 exons. Lineage: Eukaryota; Fungi; Ascomycota; Sordariomycetes; Hypocreales; Clavicipitaceae.
AUGGAGGAGCCCCAGAUCCUGCCACAAGUCACCGAGCCGAUUUCGCGACCCAGCUCGACUUCCACCUCGGCGUCUGCAAACUUGCAACAACUCCCCGCCAUCACCGCCCUCGCGGCGAGCAAUGUCGCGCAGAUUUCACCGCAACUGAGAGCGACUGCAGCACCGCAAAAUCCAACCUACACAGGGGCCACGCCGCCAGCCGCGACUAAUGGGAACGGCAAUUUGCCAACAUGCCAAAACUGCACAACAUCCACGACUCCUUUGUGGCGUCGCGAUGAGUUUGGCUCUGUGCUCUGCAACGCCUGCGGCCUCUUCCUCAAGCUGCAUGGCCGCCCUCGACCGAUCUCUUUGAAGACCGACGUUAUCAAGAGCCGUAAUCGUGUAAAAACGAUUCGACCUGACCUUGCGGCAAAGAAGAAGCAACAGCAGCAGGCGGCUCAGAACUUUGGCCUGGGCGCCGAUGUAAAUGGAGCCGACCUUUCUGCGCACAAUGCCGUCGCCGCCGCCCAAGCUAUACGUCGAACUUCGCACAAGGCGAACGGCAACGAUGGAUCCGACUCUCCCAUCUCCCGCACCGGCACACCAUCCAUGUACAACCAAGGGCUCCCCUCAUUCAUGGUUGACGACCCGUACCAAGGAACUGGGUUUAACGGCGCCUCGGAAAACGGCGAUCGGGACGCACCGCAAACACAUGAGCAGCUGAUUGCUCAGAAUUCGAGCCUCAAGACGAGAGUUAGCGAGCUGGAAGUCAUCAACGAGCUAUUCAGGGGCCGACUGAGCCAACUUGAACAACAAGAAGCCGCUGCCCGACGCGGACAAGAAGUUGCUGGCGUUGAGCAGACACAGCUUAGGACACAGCUGGACGCCAGUCAGGAGAGCGCUUCGCAGCUCCAGACCCAACUCGACGAUAGCCAUCGCCGAGAGAAUAAUUUGAAGCGCCGCCUGGACGAGCUGGAGUUGGAGUUGAAGGCGGUUAAGGAUGCCCUUGGUGGUGACUUGGAGCGGCCAAGUAAAAGAUCCCGUACUGACGAAGAUGCUCACCUUGCGGACCAAGCCCUGGCACCGGCGGAAGAACAAUCAGAGUCGCAACAGGAGCUUGCCGCAGAGCAAACAGAAGAGCCUAGUACCGUGGAUGCGACAAUGAGCGAGGCGCCAGUUGCUGAAACACCAGCGGCUGAGGAGACCACCAACGGGACUACUGAAGCUGCUCCCGAGGAGACUGAGGAGCCUACCGAGCCUUUGGUUGAAGACGCCGUGGCUGACUCCUCAGAGUCGUGA